Molecule: messenger RNA, 2650 nt
Organism: Somion occarium
Lineage: Eukaryota; Fungi; Basidiomycota; Agaricomycetes; Polyporales; Cerrenaceae
Source: the annotation of a GenBank genome assembly
GUUCACGUUUCCCAUAUUCGAAAAUUCCGCCCUUCAUUCAAGGUUGCUAGGGCAAAGGGGGUAUGUUUGAUUUUCAUGUUGAGCGGUUAGGGACCGGAUGGACUGGAACUGGCUGCAGGCUCGGAUAUGGAGACGAUCACAGAAUCUGGAGCUAUUCUUUCGCUCACAGUCAAUCCUAUAAGCAACAGCAGUUAUCUUUCCCUCGUUCCCUCCCCGGUUAUCAACUUGUUUCAAAUACUUGCAGUUCGGCUACACAGGGAUCCGCAAUCAAGCCCCACGCAUUGAGUCCACGACUUUGGUAAGUGGAAAACUAUUCGGAUAACGAAGCUUAAAUAUUGUUUGGCGAGAGUCAAACGCUGAUCAGGACGACGUCGCGUGCUCGACGUGUGAUGCAAAUUUGGAAGAGCCAAGGACGUAAAACGGUAACUACCCGGCGAUGUAGAGCUAUCUCUAGAGUACUAGUUGCUUAGUAUUCGGAAAUGAAGUGAAUGGUGGUGCUCUCUAGUGUAUUGACACCCCGAGACCCAGUUAGCAGUCAGGGACCCAUAUUAUCUAACAAGCAUCAUCUAGUGGUUUCCGCUAAAGCCCAGGAUCGUGCCAUUCACGGAUCAAACGCAACCACCAGACGAAAUACUACAAUUGCUUUCAGCACUUCAUUUAGCGCCUUACACCAGGAAUGGACGAUGGUGAGUCCUUGCGCGUCACACUGUUUUCUUUCGGGACUGCCAGGACACCAUCGCGCUCGUCUUCUCGUACUGUGCUUACUCUCGUGUUCCCAUCGUGCUCCUUUGUGUGGUUUCCGCGUGGUUUGCGCUCGUCUUCGGCUGCACGCCGAGGUCAUUUGCUUGAGCUUGAAUCAGUUCUUCGUCGAAUGGCUUAUUACUUAGUAGCCGCCACCCAAUCUCCGCGGACUAAAGGUGGGACUUCUUCCUUCGCGCUCUUCGCAGCUCUCGUCGUUAGGAAGCUCAGGGCAACUGUGACCGCUGCUGUUUCCCAUCGUUAUCCCCGAAUUGCACUCCUGGUUUGUCAUAUCGUAUGGCAGUCUCACAACGGACAAUCGCCGUGUUUGAAUUGGCCCAAGGUUCAAGGCUAAAUGAUAAUGAGUAAUCUUUCUCUUCGUUGCAUAUCCGUUCCCCAGAAACCCCGCACUUGCGGCUCAGGCCCCAAGGGGCUAGGAAGUGGUUUUGAGUUCAUUGGAGUGGCUAUCGUCCGACAUCGCUGGAUGAUGGGGUUGAAUCAUACGUUCAUCGUCAAAGCGGGAGUCGCAGAAAACAGAAUCUGUUCUUUUCCGUUGGCAUGGCUUUCCCUGUUAUACAACCUCAGUAUCAUUUCAGCAGAUGCAUGUCAUCCCCAUCGGGUUGUUCUGGCGGUGGCGUACGGUGCCGCCCUGUCUGCUCAGCGAUGGCUUGCAUCCAGCCGUACUCACACGCAUUGUAACCUUUGGACCCCCGGGUUUACUACCGCAGCUCAAGUAAGCGUACUCAUACUUGGUCUUCGGCGUAUACCCGAAUGUCAAGGCGCUGGAAGUCUGGAGCGCACACCUAUCAUUAUCAACGGAACGGCACGACAGACGCGAGACGAGGAACCGAAUCAACAAGAGUGUAUUGAUGAUAGGUGCGCCGCAUCACUGAUUAUCCCUUCAAGGUACUUGCAAGGGACGUCUGAUGUGAUCAGCGAAUUCCUCGGAAGGACCGGAAGCUCAGUAGAUAUUGGUGAUCAUUCAGCUGGCAUUUCGUCCCGAUGCACUCUCUCACGGACCAAUAUAUUCUACCAACAAUACGCUGCAAUAUCACUACCAUGUUUGGGGUUUCAGCAAAUUGACACGCAUCCCUGCUGCGAGGUCAACGUUGUAUUUUUGUCUAAAGGUGUCACUCUGACUGUAUCACUGCUGUUGAUGUCGAACAACAUAAUAUGCCUCCGACCUAUACUUGUCAGUAGCGGCUUUUGUUACCGUCCCACUCUCCCGAGACUGCUGCACCAUACUCAACGCUCGGCUGAUACCGACGGCGGCCAUUUCCGUUCCAAGUGUUAAUCUGGGAUCAUCGUUCCUUCAUCUUUUUGAUCUACCACUCGGACAUCUCAGGUACUACGCUUGGAAGCAUUUCGGCGAGAUGCAUCGACAUAUCGCGAUUGUACAUAUGGGAUAUGGUCGUAGCUGAUAAACCAGUUGUCUUCUUAUGAAUAACCCAAUCACGUAGGUGAUCUCACGCGUCAGUUAACCAGUGCCGAAGUCUUCCGAAUCCCUGUAGGCUAUGGCGAACAACGAUUUCUUCCCUGUUGCGAGAAAUUCCGCGUUGGGUUGUAUCUUGUUAUUAUUUUUUCAGGCCAGAUAUUGAACAUCAGAGGGCGGAUGGCCGUCGGAAGCAUCGCAAUAUUUUAUUUCAAGGGAGAUAGAUAGUGUUAUGUGUUCUACACAUGAAUUAUUUCUGAGAUAGGUUUGCGGUGACUGGUAGGUGCUUAAGCCUCUCAAGAUUUGGGGACUAUAUUACAGUACAUGUAAAUCUACCUACUGAAGAUACAUUGUCAGGAGCAACAGUCGCCAGAGAAGGAUGUUCCGUUCAAUACUCGGAUGACAGAUAGACCUUGUAUUCAUUUCAUAUCAUAGUCCUGCGCAAUCCGAUGGUAUCGAAUCGAUCAUACCUUUAUCCCC